This is a messenger RNA of Aspergillus aculeatinus CBS 121060, 1977 nucleotides long. RefSeq names its product putative cytochrome P450. Bases 447 to 1844 code for a protein of 465 amino acids. The record is from RefSeq and is a predicted model, not a curated record. Gene Ontology annotation, molecular function: monooxygenase activity; heme binding; iron ion binding. NCBI's taxonomy places the organism in Eukaryota, Fungi, Ascomycota, Eurotiomycetes, Eurotiales, Aspergillaceae. The transcript has 2 exons.
UCUUGUUGGGGCCCUGGACCACAUUACGAGCAUUCCUCCCCUUCGCUGACAACCGGUCGAUUCUGAGUGGCAUACCCUCCCGUGGCGUCAAGCAAGGUAGCUCCCACCCUCCAGAUGAACCAUGAUCUGUGCGGAGAUCGGCUCUGGCGCUCGACCACUGGGGUGACGCCAGUGGGGCCUCGUCAAGGGCGCGAACAACCGACUAUCGAAGGGAUCGUCGCGCGAAUCGGCGAGAUUUCAGCUCAGCUGAGAUCUGCAGCCACAGCACUCUUUCAGAACCAUUCACAACUCGUACCGUCUCUAUGGAGGUCGCACGGGGGAGCCGAAACGCCGUCUACACACCGAAAGUGUGGAGGCUGGCUGACUGGCUUAUAACACAGGCUUGCGUCCUCUGAUUGACUUGAAUUUAUUGCUUUCUGCUCUGUUUGUCCCUCGAACAUCACAUCAUGCCGUCAGCAAUUCCCAAGCCCCCGGGGGUCUUCCUCCUCGGCAACCUCUUCGACGUGAACUCUGGCAACCCCUGGAUGUCAUUCAACAAACUUUCGACUAAGUAUCGUCCCAUUUGUAAAGUCACCAUUCUCGGCCACGACAUUGUUCUGGUCACCGGCGCCGCCCUCCUGGAAGAAAUCUGCGACGAGAAGCGUUUUCGAAAAUGUGUCAACGGGCCCAUCGUCGAAAUUCGACAGGCGGUCCACUCGAGUCUAUUCACAGCCUUCCAUAGUGAAAUGGACUCUUGGGGCGUCGCCCAUCGCAUCAUGGCGCCCCUUGUCACCCCGGAAGCCGUCGCGCAGGUCUUCACGGACAUGCGCGAGGUAUCGAACGAUCUGAUCAGGAAGUGGACCGCUGGACCGCGCCAGCGCGUCAAUGUCACCGACGACUUGGAUCGUCUUAACCAUGCCGCGAACAUGCUGUGUUUCUUCGACCAGCGACUGCACUGCCUAGAAGGUCCAGAGCCGACGCUCAUCAAGGCCAUGGAGGGCGCUACCACCGAAGCUGUCCGACGCCCUAGCCGCCCGAAGUUUCUCAACUGGCUCCUCUAUCAGCGCAAGUUCGACAACUUCAACAAGGCUUUGCGCGAUUAUUCAGCCGACUGCAUCGCACAUCGGCGCGCCAACCCGUCCGCCAAGAAAGAUAUGCUACACGCGAUCAUCGAAGGCACAGAUCCAGAAACAGGAAAGGGAUUGGACGACGUCCAACAGAUUGACGAAAUCAUCAACGUCUUUAUCGGCAGCGCAACGGCACCGAACCUUGUUGCGUUCGCCCUUUACUAUCUGAUGAAGAACCCCAAGGAGAUUGCGCGCGCCCGGGAAGAACUGGAUGCUGUCGUUGGAGGACCCGGUGCCCAGAUCAAACACGAGCAUCUGGCAAACCUCCCCUACUGCACUGCCAUUCUCCGCGAAGCCAUGCGUCUCGCCCCUCCGGCCCCUGGCUUCAACAUUGAAGCCAUCCCAUCCGACGAAGGCCCAGUCUACCUCGCUGGAGGCGAGUAUGAAGUUCCGCGUGAUCAACCCCUCAUCGCGAUCCUGUAUGGUGUGAAUCGCGACCCGGCCAUCUUCGAGGAUCCCGAUGCAUUCAAGCCCGAGCGUAUGGUCGGCGAGAAGUACGACCGGUUGCCGUCGAGUGUCAAGAAAGGAUUCGGAAACGGCAAGCGUCACUGUAUCGGGAAGCAGUACGCGUGGGAGUGGUCGUUCUUCACGCUGGUCAGCAUCCUCAAGGAUGUGGAAUUUGAAUUGGCCGACAAGAACUACGUGACCAACCCGGCGACCGAAAACUAUAAUGGCGCGUUCACCGUGAAGCCACUGGGACUUUUCGCUGUCACAGGGCCCCGGCCCCGAGCAGGCUAGACCCUCUGGUGGUCUUUGGAGUUUCCCAUUCUGUGUCUUAUCCUCAUGAUAUCCAAAUUGCGGUUGUAAUAUAUGCUACAUGUUGCAUGUUCCGUGGUACUACUCCGGGUCAUUCGACCUUUUUUGAUUCGCU